UGCGACCUGCGAGCGACCCGGACUCGGAGCUGGCGGAAGCGGAGCCGGAGCCGGAGCCCGGGAGGGAGCGGCCGGCGCGGCACAGAUUUUGUAGCCAUGGCAGAGCCAGCAGGAACGAAGCCAAAGCGCAUCCUGGUAACCGGUGGCACCGGACUGGUGGGGAGAGCCAUUGAGAAGGUGGUUGCUGAUGGAGAGGGCAGGCCAGAUGAGGAAUGGAACUUUGUGUGCUCCAAGGAUGCUGACUUAACGAGUGCUGCGGAGACCAGAGCCCUGUAUGAGAAAUACAGACCCACCCACGUGAUCCACUUGGCAGCCUUGGUGGGAGGCCUCUUCAAAAACAUCAAAUACAACCUGGAUUUCUGGCGGAGAAAUGUGCACAUCAACGACAACGUCCUUCACUCAGCGUAUGAAUUCGGAGUGCAGAAAGUCGUCUCCUGCCUUUCCACCUGCAUCUUCCCGGACAAGACCACCUAUCCUAUCGAUGAGUCCAUGAUUCACAACGGACCCCCGCACAGCUCCAACUUUGGGUACUCGUACGCCAAGAGAAUGAUCGACGUUCAGAACAGGGGGUAUUUCGAACAGCACGGCUGCCGAUUCACCGCCGUGAUCCCCACCAAUGUCUUCGGACCACAUGAUAACUACAACAUCGAGGAUGGGCAUGUUCUUCCGGGACUGAUCCACAAGGUGUACCUAGCAAAGAAAAAUGGCACAGCUCUCACUGUCUGGGGGACGGGAAAGCCCAGGAGACAAUUCAUCUACUCUCUGGACCUGGCACGGCUCUUCCUCUGGGUCCUAAGGGAGUACGACGAGGUGGAGCCCAUCAUCCUCUCAGUUGGAGAAGAGGACGAGGUAUCUAUCAGGGAAGCUGCGGAGAACGUUGUGGAAGCCAUGGAUUUCAAGGGAGAAGUCAUCUUUGACACAACGAAAUCUGAUGGCCAGUUCAAGAAAACAGCCAGCAAUGGAAAGCUGAGGCGGUGCCUGCCCAACUUCCAGUUCACGCCAUUCAAACAGGCUGUGAAGGAAACUUGUGACUGGUUCAACGUGCACUAUGACAUCGCCCGGAAGUGACCAGCACACCAAAGCCGUUGUGAUUAUCGGAGGUUCCUCUGAGACUCAGGGUUUUCCUUUGCUGGAGCAGAGGAGGGGAUGCGUGAGGUUGUUUGGGGCUAGCUUUUCCAAAGUAGAAUUUGUCUCUGAGUGGGGUGGGGAAUGGAAUUGGGGGGCAGAGAGAUCCUGAAUGGCUAAAUCACAGAUAAGCUCAGCAAACAUGAGUGAGACGUGUAGCAUUAGGGGUGGAGAUACCCUCUCUUUCUCUGUGACACAGGACUUAUACUACUAAUCAUCUCAGCCAGCCACGGGUGUAGAACUUUGUGGGGUGGAAUGGGGAGAAACUCUCUGUUCAGGGAUCAAAGUGAAUCUUUGUUAAAAGAUUCCAAAAAUGCAAGGACUGAGGUUUCCCCCAAAUGCUUCCAACUUUUCUCCCUGUGGUUAUAAAUAUCCCAGGAACUGCAGCCUGAAGAGCCCCUCAGGUUCAGCUCUAGCUUAGGUCAAAAGGAGUUUAGUAAGGGAAGUCUUGCCUAGUGAGAACCCUGUUGGGCUUCCCUCAAAGACACCGCCCUGGGAGAGGCCGGAGGGUUGGACCUGAGGGUUGAGGUACCUGGAAGUUUACAUGCUGCCUUGGCAUCAUCUAAUGAAUAUUUUUAAAAAUAGACAGAGCCUCCUCUCCAUCAGACCUCAUCACUGUUCUCACUGGAUCCCUUUAUCUUGCCUAUGCUGUUGUCACCUCAUGUUAAGCUGUAAUUGGUCAGGCUGCCAAUCACGUGUAAAGCAGGCUGGAGUUAGGUUUAGAAUAAAUCAGAGCUGAUUUUUUU
Gopherus evgoodei (Goodes thornscrub tortoise) is the source of this 1871-nucleotide messenger RNA. RefSeq names its product tissue specific transplantation antigen P35B (gene GFUS). The transcript is spliced from 11 exons. NCBI's taxonomy places the organism in Eukaryota, Metazoa, Chordata, Testudines, Testudinidae. The record is from RefSeq and is a predicted model, not a curated record. Gene Ontology annotation, molecular function: GDP-L-fucose synthase activity. Gene Ontology annotation, biological process: nucleotide-sugar biosynthetic process. The coding region runs from base 97 to 1068 and encodes 323 amino acids.